UUGAUCUGGAAGGGAACCAGUUUAAUCCCAACCAUCAAGACAAGGGAACUGCCAGCAAGGCAAGGGACAGCCUCCUGAGAUCAGGCCAAAAAAGCCAGCGAAGGAAGAAGAAACAGCUGUACUAGAGGGGAGACCCCAGCCACCUGCUGGGGGGGAGCAGCCCCUCCAGGGAGAAAGGAGCACAGCAGAAGCAUCCUCCCAGGCAACAUGCAUGAGCUUUCGUGAUAACCAUGAAUAUUGAAAAUCAGCCAGAAAGCAAGAAGAUAGAGUGUUUCAAACAGGAGGCAAAGGAACAGAAGAUGAAGAUGGAGCCAGAGUUGGAAGAGGAGAAAAAUGAAAAAAGUGAAGGUCUCCUAGAGUUCUUCAGUUCCUACCAAGAGCUCUUCCAGUUUUUUUGUAACAACACGACCAUUCACGGGGCCAUCCGUCUAGUCUGUUCUAAGAAGAACAAGAUGAAGACCGCCUUCUGGUCGGUACUCUUCUUCCUCACCUUUGGCCUUAUGUACUGGCAGUUUGGAAUUAUCUAUAGAGAAUACUUCAGUUUCCCAGUCAAUUUGAACUUGAACCUCAACUCUGAUAGGCUUACCUUCCCUGCUGUCACGUUGUGUACUCUCAACCCUUAUAGGUAUAGUGCGCUUCAGAAAGAUCUGGAACAACUGGAUUACAUUACCCACCAGACUCUGAUGGAGCUGUAUAAAUACGAUAUGUCCCUUGGGCAAAGUAACUCGAUGGGUCAGUCAUCUCAGAAACGCAGCUAUAGGAGCCUCUCCCAUCACGUCCAGCGCCACCCAUUGCACAGACACAAGCGUGACAGCCAUGCCAGUGUGGAGAACAACAAUCCCCAAGUGGGAAAGGAUGAUUGGAAAAUUGGCUUCACCCUGUGUAAUGAAAACAACACAGACUGCUUCCAACAAAUGUACUCUUCCGGUGUGGAUGCUGUGCGGGAGUGGUACAGUUUCCAUUACAUCAACAUCCUGUCCAGGCUGCCUGACACCAAGGACCUAGAUGAGUCUGACUUUGCAAGUUUCAUCUAUUCAUGCCGUUUCAAUGAGGUGACAUGUGACAAAGCGAAUUACACUCAUUUCCAUCACCCCAUUUAUGGGAACUGCUAUACAUUCAACGACAACAGUAGCACUCCCUGGAUGUCCUCUAUGCCCGGAAUCAAUAACGGCCUCUCCCUUGUUGUUCGGACAGAAGAAAAUGACUUUAUUCCACUACUGUCCACUGUGACAGGAGCUCGAGUGAUGGUUCAUAAUCAGAAUGAACCUGCAUUCAUGGAUGACGGAGGUUUUAAUGUUCGUCCUGGUAUAGAAACAUCCAUCAGCGUGAAAAAGGAAACCACAAACCGCCUUGGGGGCAGCUACAGCGACUGCACAGAAGAUGGGAGUGACGUGCCAGUGAAGAACCUCUACUUGUCUCGUUACACUGAACAGGUCUGCAUUCGGUCCUGUUUUCAGAACAGCAUGGUAGAACAGUGUGGCUGUGGUCAUUACAUCUAUCCCUUACCUGCUGGGGCAGUUUAUUGCGACUACACUAAACACAUCGCCUGGGGUUAUUGUUAUUACAAACUCCAGGCCGAAUUCAAAGCAGACCAUCUGGGCUGUUUCACCAAAUGUCGGAAACCCUGCAAAAUGACAGAGUACCAGCUGUCAGCUGGGUACUCACGCUGGCCUUCUGCUGCGUCUCAGGCCUGGGUAUUCCAAGUGCUGUCUCUGCAGAACAAGUACAACAUCACAUCCAAGAGGAAUGGAAUUGCAAAGGUGAAUGUAUUUUUUGAGGAGUGGAACUACAAAAGCAACGGGGAGACUCCUGCUUUUACAGUGGUAACACUGCUUUCACAGUUGGGCAACCAGUGGAGUCUCUGGUUUGGUUCAUCGGUUCUCUCUGUGGUAGAGCUGGUGGAAUUGAUUCUGGAUUUGCUUGUCAUCACCUGCAUCUUGGCUUUCCACCGGCUGUUCUCCAAGGGAUCAUCUGACUUUCCUACCCCCAGCAGUUACAGCCCUGCAGUCUGCGGCAAAGUAUUAACUGAUCCUGAUGCCCCGCACUGUGUCUCUGUUGAAGCUGAGACUAAUACACUGCCAUCCUAUAAGAGCUUGGAAGCCCCGACACUGCACAGAGCUUCUUUCCAUCGAGCAGAGUGAGACCCAGCCCCAGGAUGACUCGCAACUGUCUGGAAAUGUUAAGAUGUACUAAGCUAAUGCUGGCAUAAAGACUCAGCUCACUGAAUCAGUCUGGAAGCUGUACACAGAGCACCAUGGACAAAAAGGUCUCUUUGAAAGGUUGUGGGCAGCUCGGUCUAAGCCCCACCGCAUGACUUGGAACUUUCUCGCUACGUGUUCCCCGUGCGACUUUGUAGUCCGUAGCCAUCUAAAAGAAAGCACCAAAUUAAAGAGAUAGGUUAUACACCAAGUCAAGGCAGCUUCUUUUUCAGGCUUGUGAUGCUUGAUAAACGAGAGGCUGGGAUGCAUGGGUAACCCACCAAGGAAAAGAACAUGAAGAGGCGGCAGCCGGCACUGAUACAGCCCUGACUAGUUUCUGGAAGUCAAACACACCUCCCGAGAGAGACAGGCUGGCUUGUAAUACUCACCUACUUCACAUACAUUGAUGCUGCUCCUUUGCCACCAAGUUCACUCUAUGAAGAGGGUUGGGAAAGUCAGCCCAGAUGGAAUUUCUGAAUCCCACUUUCAAUGGGACUGAAAUGCUCUAGAUCAGGGAUCCCCAAACCCCAGUCCGUGGCCCGGUGACAGUCCGUGGCCAUGGCAGGACCGGGCCGC
Messenger RNA from Pogona vitticeps (central bearded dragon), 2774 nucleotides. The record is from RefSeq and is a predicted model, not a curated record. Lineage: Eukaryota; Metazoa; Chordata; Lepidosauria; Squamata; Agamidae.